Penicillium maclennaniae is the source of this 2277-nucleotide messenger RNA. RefSeq names its product putative chromatin remodeling complex subunit (Rsc9). Gene Ontology annotation, molecular function: DNA binding. The record is from RefSeq and is a predicted model, not a curated record. The transcript has 2 exons. Gene Ontology annotation, biological process: regulation of DNA-templated transcription. Lineage: Eukaryota; Fungi; Ascomycota; Eurotiomycetes; Eurotiales; Aspergillaceae. Bases 1 to 2277 code for a protein of 758 amino acids.
AUGUCUGGCUCUACGCCUCAAAGAACAUCUCUCCGACGUAAGAGCCUCUUCCAGAAUGUCAAAGUCAACCGUGCUAAUACAAAAGCAGAGGGCUUGCGCCAGGCGCCCAAAGUCAACCAACCAUUCAUCCCCGACACAGCCCCUUCUCGCCGCUCGCACCAUCAAAGCUUCACGUCUCCGCCUCCCUCCAUGUCCCCUCAUAUGAGCCUCAACCCGGCGGCCAACCUCCACAGUGCAAGCUUCGCGGUCGAAAGCUGGGAUGGAAAAGGCCAGACACAAUUGCCAAUGUCAACCCGAGAGGUGCCGACACCAGGAAAUCGACCCACCCUUUUUGCCAAUCUCUAUGACCGGAAUAAGACUGCCAGACAGCCUGACUUUUACGACCCUUACUUUCCUUUGAAGUUUCUUGAAGUCCCGCGCACGGACCACAUUUACAAACGUGCACACUAUGGCCUCCAGUCAGGCAUUCCAGAUGAAGUCGAUUUUGCGCUAUACCAUCUCGUCCAGAUUUCCAAUCAGCGGUGGGAUAAGUUCAAGUUUGAGGGCUUUCCGUUGCUUGCCGAAACCCUGAUGAUGAAGGCGCUGGACGUCACAUACCUUUGCACUGGCGUGCGAUGGGAAUUCGAAUAUGACCCCAGAAAUCUAUCCGACCGGGUCAACGUGUUGAAUUCGCUUCACGGUACACGGGAUGUCCUCGAGAGAAUCCGGAAGAUCCCAACGAACCUUCCAAGUGACACCCUGGAAACUUACGAAUUUAACCACCAAAUUCGAAACAUCAAGGAGGCGACUCUGGUGCUGAGGAAUAUGGUGUUGCUCAAGGAAAAUGCUUUUUACGUCUCGCGCUACGCAAGUGGUUUGCUCCGAGACUUUUUGGUCAUCCUUAUGAACACACCAAACCAGCCUCGCUUCAAUGAGAUUAAGAACGAUGCUCUCGAUAUUGCGGAGGAAGUGACCAAGUUCAUGAGAACCGAUUCCAAAGAUCCGCUCUGGGUCUCCCUGGUCAACUGUUUGGAUUCCACAGAUCGCGCCCAUAUUGUGCGGGCACUCUGGGCUUUGACGCAUUUCUCCACCGAGCUCCAGGAUGAAGAUGGCACACGGGCCAUGGAAAGCCUGUCGAAAUCUACUUUACAACAGUUGUAUUACCACACACUACUGGACCUCGACAAGGACAUCCUGAGCGGGGCGCUGGAUGUAUGGUACCAAUACACGCUCAGCCAUGACAACAUCGAGACUCUCAUGGAUGUAAUCAAUUUCCCCAUCGUCUUUGUUCCUCGCAUGAUCGCACUCUUGACUUAUGAGGCCCGGCCCACCAAGCACGAAACUGUUCUCCAAGAAGAGAAGAUUGCUCCGGCGCCUUCCGAUAUUCCUCGAGUGCCCCCGGAGCUUUUGGAGAAACUGAUGGAACUUUCAGAACCGGAGCGGAGCUCACAGUGGCUUCGCUGCUGCUUCGUCGAGGAUGCGGAUUGUGAGAUCACUCAGAUUGCUCUGUGGCAAGCCUAUCAAAGUCGAUUUGCGGACCAGCGUGUCCCUGGAGGUGGAGUGCUCCCUGCAGCGGAGUUCAUCAAGAACGUCAGCAAUACCUUCACCAAUGCUCAAGCUCAGGUGAUCAACGGCCCGGGAACUGCUACGAAGUUCAUCAUCAAGGGCAUCCGGCCUCUCGAGACUGCCUAUACCUUUGAUGGCUUCCCCUACUGCUAUUGCAAAUGGGCGGAUAACUCCAAGCCAUCGAAGAUGUGCCUGCGCGCCUUCACAUCUCCAAACGACCUUCGCAGCCACGUUUUCACCGACCAUAUGCACCUGGAACCCUCAGAGACACCGGGCGAGUUUAAGACGGAAGCUGCCGAAACUCCCAUUCAUACCUGUCAAUGGAGCAACUGCACGCGAUUCCGGGCUUCUGGGCCUAGUUCCAAUACUGCCAUGGUCGCUGGUCAUGUCUCCUCCCACCUUCCUGAAAACCGACCUGCGGACGCACCUCCGCCCAGCACCAAGCGUGCUGUUCUCCAAGAGCGCAUCGUCCGCAAAUGGUACUACAUGGAUACCCCCAUCAACGAGAAGCACGAGCCCAUCGGUGUGGCCUACAAGGCUGCUCUGGUCCUGCGCAACAUCGCACGUGGCCUCCCCAAACGCACCGCGCCUAAGCAUGGCGGUCUGUCAUGGAAGAAGGCAUGCUUCGUGAGUCAACGUCCCAAGAUCGUGGAGGUCUGGGACCGAAACCGUGCACUACGGAAGGAGUUGACCGAGUUGAUCAUGGUCAUCGAGAAGGAAGACGAUUACUGA